AAAGAAACAUAAUAUGGCUGCGGAUGAGGAAAUAAACAGUGCAUGAAUUUGAAGUUAAAUUUAAAGUGCCUUGGAGUGAUUUCUACUUUCUAGACGGUUUGUCCACUGUGACUGUACAUUUUAUCAACGGGCCAUAAGAUGGACAGUGGGAGUAGGACUCCACCGAAUCACUGUACCAAAGUGUUUCUACACCGAGACUACAUUGAUGGGACAGGCAUUAAAUUUCAAAACAAGUUCCCCUCAGAACUUGAAGGAAAGAUUGAGAGGAAUCAGUUUGAGCAGACGAUCAACACUCUGAAUCAGAUGUACGUUGAGGCAGAGACGCUGGGGGGCAGGACGUACUGUGAAAGUUGUUUCGCCUGUCUCACCGCAUACUUGGCGUAUCUCUGUAUGGACACAUAUUACGAGAAGUGCUUAAAGAAAAUAAACCGGUACAUUGAAGAAGAAAACAAGAAUGUAUUUGUUCCACGAGGACUCAUGUUGAUAGAUCCUGUGGAACGGGGCUUGAGAGUUCUGGAGAUUUGCAUUUUGAAUGACACAAACCGCCGCUAGUGCGAGAUUUACAUGCAGUAUGGAGCGCCAUCAUCAUCAUUAUGGAAUUCAUCUCAACACCCGCCAGGCCAAACACUGGGACAUCAUCGAGGAAGCUUUAUUUAUCUAGAAGUCGGCCAAAACAAAAUGAGGACUUGUCUCAAGUGUUCAAAUAAUCACAACAAACUUUAAUACAGCUGUUUUUUAUUUCAGCAAGAUUAUUCCUCAGACAUUUCAUCAACACAGGGUUGAUACAGUUGUUGAGAGGAAUAGAUGAACUCCUUAGCAAUUCAGUCAAAAGUGUUAUUGGUAUGAAAAACAUUUAGGGAGGGUUUGGGGAGGGUUAACUUGAGUGAUUCAGUAUUUUAAAUAUUGAAUUAGUUCCACUGUGCCUGUGUCUUACCUGUGGCAAGUUUAUUUGGAGACUCAGAUUUCUAGAUGGCUUUCAUUAACAGACUUGCCAUGAGCAAGGAGAGAAUAAUAUUUCUCCAUGUGUCAAACAAUAGAAAAUGUGCAUCACCAGUUACAGCAAUGUAUAUAAUGUCCGAAAUUUAGCGCUUGAGAAAAAAAGGUUAUGCACAAUUUGAUUUGUGUAAGCACCAAGCAAACAAAACUGUCUUAUUGAUAUUGUUAGUGGCCUCUCCAUGGUUAUUCAUUGUUUGAGGUGGCAAGGGCUCACAAUAUUAAGGAAGCUAUUCAGCAUGCUAAGUGUUAUAUUUACUGACCUCUCGACAGACAUGUGAGUAAAAGCAAACUGGUAGGGCUAGUCCUGGUAACGGUGAGUGCAAACAAUUCUUAUUCUUUCUUAAUGACAACCCAAUUUUGUAAUAUGGCAAACUUGAAAUGGCAAAAUAAACAAUAAUUAACUCUUUUCUUAAAUAUUGGACUGUGUUAAAAUAAAAAUAUAUGGUUUUAAAUUAAUAUACAAAAAAAAACAAAAAAAACACACACCAACAAUCAAACCGUAUAUAUUUUUUCUUUGAUGAUGGCGAUAUAUUACCCGGUUAAUCAUGAGAUAUAUGUGAUAAAAACUGUCUUCAUCCUUUAAUAAUGGCAAGAUAAAGUUCAUUUUAUGAAUGUAUCUAGCUUGACAUAGUGGCUGGAUACAGUAUGGUUCUUCAGUCUUGAAUGUAGCUAAAUGCCUGUAUUUAACCUCAGCUAAUAACUAUUUAAGUGCUAGGUAUCAUUAUAUGUUUUGCAUACUAGUGCCCUAUAUUCCGCUGUGUAUAAGGAAAGAUCAAAUCCAGGGACCAAUUGUUUAAAUGCUAGUUACCUUAAAUUUUCAAAAUAAAGGACUGAAUCAAUACAAAUAAUAAUUGAAAAGCAUGUUGAAACUAAAGGUAUCCAUGCAUGAUCAAAUCUAAAGUUUAUUUUGCAAAAGUAAUUAAAAGGAAAAUAUUAGAUUAACCCAGGGUUAAUUAAACAACUAUGCUUGAGCAACUGGGCCCUGAAUAAGCCAUACAUUUUUAAAGCCUGUAUCCAGUUGUUCAUGAUCAUAAUAAUUAUGGUGGCAUAGAACCUAUGUACAUAAUAAUUAUGGUGGCAUAGAACCUUUGUACCUGACCACUUCACUGCAGAGUUAAUCUGGUAUUAAGGGAUCAGUUAAUCUGCUUUGAAGAUUCUCGUUAAUCUGGUAUUAUAGUUGCAAGUCCCACUAUAAACAAAACUUGCAACAACUCAAGAAGCAAACAAAUAUGAAACCUCACCAUUUGACUAGACCAUCUGGCAUGUAGUGUGCUUGGGUAAUAUUGUGUUUGAAAUAGUAAUCGAUAUUUGAAAUCAAAUAUCAAUAAGUAUGGAUGGAACUGUAAAACAAUGUCAAACUGUCCACCAUGCCCAGGCAUGAGAUUGUAUCAAGAUUUGUUUUUAGCAGUUCCUCCAGAUUUCUAUGUUUGACUUUGUUCCUGUCUUGUAAAUUAGGGCCAUACUUAGUUUGGGGUGGAGUGAGGGAUAGGGUAGCAGUAAAAAAAAAAAAAAGUAUCGUGGAGUGUAAUAGAGGGUUUCCUCUAGGUAGAUAAAAAUGGCACUUUUAAAAGACUUUUCAUAUUGUGGGGAGGGGAGCAGAAACCGCCAUAGCUUCUACUAGGUAUGGUCCUACAAAUGUCUUUUUGCCUUGAAAAUGUAAGAAAUCUGACAACCCCUGCAGUUGCCUACGGCAAUAGGCAAUGCCGUGGAGAUUGCUGUGGAGUUUUCAUUUUCCACAGCACUUUUUUUUCCUUGGACUACCAUGUAUUCUUGGGGGUUUUCAGUGGAUUUUUGUUUUGUUUUUUUUUUGCCGUGGACCUUUUCUUCAUUGCUGGGGUUGUCUGAACGUUUAUUGUUUUACCGUAAUCUUAAGAGAUGUCCUAAAAUGACCACGUCUUAUACGGUUGUGACUUACGGAACACAUGCUAAUGUUGUAAACUCACUCAUUAUUACAUCAUGGAAUCGGUGGAGAACAUUAUAUUUUUCUAUUUUCAGUUUGGUAUAGUCAAUUAUUUUCAAUAAUUAAAAUGUUUUCUGGUUGGUCCGAUGCUGUUUUUAACUUUACGUAGUGUUUUAAGAAUUUAAUGGAUCUUCCAAUACUAAUCAGAUAGUACAGAUGGAUAACAAAUUGGUUUUAAUAACCAAACUCUAAUUUGAUUAGCAUUGUUAAAGAAUCCUUUUAUUUUAGUGUAUGUUGUUUGAAAAAAAAAGGUGACUUAAAAAUUAUAGAUGGAAUUUGAUGCUAGGCCUACUAUAGGCUUUAAUGAAUACCUCGUGUUACAACCACCUGUCUUUAGGGGACACCAUAUACAUAUAAAUGUGUGUUAUAAAUUGUAUGGAAAUAAGGCUAGCUUAUAAAGCCCAUUUAAUAUCCUUUUUAUUUGGGGGGUCAGAUUUUACUAGUUUGCUUCCUGAAUUUUAUAGAAUGAUUUAUAUUAAACAACCAUAAGAAAUGGCCAUUGUGGUGUUGACAUCUGUGUAAUGGGUUUGGAGUAAUCAUAAGGUCUAAAACUAGUUACUUAUCGAGUUACAUGUGGAGGUAAAUGUCUACAACUGCAAUAUUUUGAGAGGUCCCUGAGAAAUUGAAUAGAUUAUUUUAAAAACACCUCUAAGAAAGUAAUUCAACGGAACAGGCCAGAUUCGAUCUGGUUAUUAUAAUCAGUCAGAAUAUUUCUGUAUUUUUGUACAUAGAAGAUGUAUUUAUUUUUAAAUUGUCUAUCUUUUUUCCUUCUUUUUUCCUUUUAUGUAUCCAUUUUAUUGCAUAUGUUCAUUCAUUUAUAAUUAAUGUUACAUAUGUCAUUUUAACAUGUCCUCUGUCAGUUUCAACAAUAAGUCUUCUUCAUCACAUUUAUAUAUAUAUAUUGUGCAUUUAUAAUUGAAAGUCCCAGUUGAUCAUUGUUUAUAUGUUUCUUCCACUGGUGUAAACAAUGUGACCUCAGCAUAUGUGACCCCUGCAUAUUCAUAAACAAAUUGUGUUUCAUAGCAUUAUGAUUAUCAAAAUAGCAAUGGACAUGACACCACAUUAUACAAACUGGGUCUUUCUGGUUUUCUUUUCACUCUUUUUGCCUUACUGUUGGAGAGACAUACGUGAAUAUAUUACUUAUGCGUAAAUCAUCAACCAAUCAGUUUUGUUGUGUAGUACUGGUGUUUCAGUGAACUGGAUUGAAAGUUUUUCAUUGUUUUCACAUACGUGUAUUAGUCACUGUGAGCAGUGUGUAUUAGUCACUGUGAGCACUGUGUAUUAGUCACUGUGAGCACUGUGUAUUAGUCACUGUGAGCACCGUGUAUUAGUCACUGUGAGCACUGUGUAUUAGUCACUGUGAGCACCGGCUUUUAUUACUCUCUAGCUUUAAAUUGAUACAAGUUACUACACAUAGUUUUAUUUGUACAUUUAACAACCGGCCAGCUAUUGGUACGUUUGUUUUCAAUUUUGCAGACAUUUUUCAAUUUUUGUUGUGAUUGGAGAAGUCGGAAAGUGAGAUGAGAGAUGUUUAGGUCCAUGUUUCUCAAACUAGAUCUGUUUGGUUUAUACAUGUUGAGAUGUAUGUAGAUGUACCAAUGUAUGUUCAUCACAUUACAUGUUAAAAAUACUCUGGAGUUUUACGACUUUUUAGUAGUUACCAAACAAAAAGUGUUUAAAAACAUGAUUUAAUUCUUUUUAAUAGAAUUACAGUGUAGAUUAAUUAUGAACAUUGACAUUAACAGAAUUUUAUACUGGGGAACCAACAUUUAGCAGUGGGGGGGGGGGGGGGGGGGGGGGGGGAGCAACCACUAUAUAUAAGUAGUGUUAUGUGACAACAAAAAUGUAGAAGGUGUGAGGGAGAAACAAAAGAGAUGUUUGGCUAUGCAAGUGAUUAUGAAUUUUAAUAUCCAAAUUUACGGGGUUUUUUUUUAAAUUUAAUAAAUUUAACUGAAAAUUUAAUUUAAUAAAAAAAAAAUGUUAACAUGCAUUGAGAUGAACAUAAUAAGUGAAACUACAAGUGAUGCCAAAUCAGCUUAUUAUUGGUGAAACUCUUUAUCCUGCAGAGUUCUGGUUAUUAUUUAUUUUGUGCAUCACCGAUGUCAACUAAGUCAUUUUAAAUCUUUCUCUUCAUAUCGAUCUAUUCUGAUGUUUUGUGUAAUAAUAUUUUGCCAGUAAUAAUUUCACUUAUCAUAAUCAGAAUACAAACCACAAAAUAUUUUGGGCUCACAUGCAACAUGUAAAUAAUUAAUGCAAGUCGGCAGAAUGGAUUUUCAUGUAACCUUGGAUGGGAUGGGAACUCUAUUAACAUGUCCAUAUUCACUGAAGUUUCAGGCACGCCCAUCCCGGAUUUAGCCUAUGUCUUCGCCAAUGACCAAUACCGAGGCAGGAGGGACAUUUAAUUAUUAAUUUGGCUACCGACAGCGCGAGCCCUGGAUGUUCAGUGUGUGGGUCUUUUGGGAAGGGGGUGUUAGGAUAGAAAUUACUGAUUGCCAACUUAAGUGUACUUUUAAAAAGUGCUUCGCCUAUCGUUUAUUCAGUUAAAUGGUACAGUUGAUUCUUCUUUGAUCGGCCUUGAAGCUUGAAUGCUAAGCAUGGGAAUCUCGUUAUGCGUAGGUGCCUUCCUGAUGGAUUAGCGGUCCCAGUAGAUGUGGUAAAAUUACAAAACACCAAUUGUGAGCAGACGACUGGUCCAUUGUUAGGUAUUUAGGAAGUGUUUUACCUGUCAUAGUAAUUAGGUGUGCUUGAUAUACUGGUACACAAGUUGUUUGCAAGAGGUAGUCGACUGACACGCUUGUACAUGUGAAAAUUGUUUUUCUAAAGCACUUCAAAUCAAGGCAUAGCGGCAAUUGAUUUAAGGCACUUCCACGCCGUCAAAGCGCUUACUUUACGGACCAAGGCGUGUCGGGCCGCUACAUCUAACAGCCCUGGGGAAAUAACAAUUAUUUUGGUAUUUAACGACUUUCUGGGGAGGUGUAAAACCAUCACACAAAGUUCUCUGACUACCCAACACACGACGACAAACCACUGACCAUCUGUCCUGUACAGACAGCCCAGAUAGCUGAAGUGUAUGUCCAGAACAACGUGAUUGAACCUAAAGUGGAUAUACCGGUAAGCACAAAAUACAUUUAAAAUAAGAAAUAAUUUGAGAAUAGUAAAUCAAAUACACUAUCAUGUGAGCCAUAGCUUUCUUGUGUUGGUUUGUGUAAGUGAUAGUAAAAAAUAUAGAUUUAAUUCUCAUUGUUGUAGUAUCAGAAUCGUUGAACAGUACUAUUGCAGACAUCUUGUAUUUUCAUCUCAAUCAUGAAACUGUUAUUACAAGAUAACACGAUAUUGUAUUAAAAAUUUAGUGGUUCUUUCUCAAAUUCAAAACAUUUUCGCCUGUCCCUCUAUGACAUAUAUAAAUUUAGUGUAUGUAUAUUUGUUAGAUAGUGCUGUAUGAAUAUUUUGCUUGUGUGUUUGCAUAACUGUCAUAUGUCUUUCGUGAACAUCUAUUUUUAUUUGGGGUGGGAGGGAUACAUUGUAUUUUGAUCAGUGUGUGUGUGUGUGUGUGUGUGUGUGUGUGUGUGUGUGUGUGUGUGUGUGUGUCUGGGUAACAUGUGACGUGAUCUGUGAUUUAUUUUUGUGCUGGCACUCAAUAAAAGCUUUUAUUGUGUCA
Gigantopelta aegis is the source of this 6614-nucleotide messenger RNA. RefSeq names its product golgin subfamily A member 7-like. Gene Ontology annotation, cellular component: palmitoyltransferase complex. The record is from RefSeq and is a predicted model, not a curated record. Gene Ontology annotation, biological process: protein targeting to membrane; peptidyl-L-cysteine S-palmitoylation. Bases 139 to 552 code for a protein of 137 amino acids. Lineage: Eukaryota; Metazoa; Mollusca; Gastropoda; Neomphalida; Peltospiridae. The transcript has 6 exons.